AACCGAGUAGAAAAUAAGCAAAAUCCAAAAACAGAAGCAGUGCAGAGCCAGCAAAACACGAUGACGAGUCGCCAGCGGACGGUGAUAAUAUUCAAAUCGGAGUCGGAGAGCAGCGAUUUGUAUGCGGAAACGCUGGAGAAGCACGACUUCCAGCCGGUCUUUGUGCCCACGCUGAGUUUUGGCUUCAAGAAUCUGGAGGAGCUGCGCGGGAAGCUCCAGAAUCCGGACAAAUAUGCCGGCAUAAUAUUUACAUCGCCGCGUUGCGUGGAGGCGGUGGCGGAAUCCCUGAAUUUGGGUCAACUACCAGGCGGUUGGAAGAUGUUGCAUAACUAUGCGGUGGGCGAGGUGACCCACAAUCUGGCCACGAGCACCUUGGACCAGCUAUUCACCCACGGCAAGCAGACGGGAAAUGCCCGGGCCCUCGGCGAGUUCAUUGUGGACACCUUCGAUGGAUCGAGAGAGCUGCCGCUUUUGCUGCCCUGCGGCAAUUUGGCCACCGAUACGCUGCUCUCGAAGCUGGCCGAGAAUGGCUUCUCCGUGGACGCCUGCGAGGUCUACGAGACGCGCUGCCACCCGGAACUGGGUGCCAAUGUGGAGCGAGCUUUGGAGGCGUAUGGCGAAUCGAUUGAGUUCCUGGCCUUCUUCUCGCCAUCGGGCGUCAAUUGCGCCCAGCAGUACUUCGCCAGCCGGCAGAUGUCGUUGGACAAAUGGAAGCUGGUGGCCAUUGGACCGAGCACCCGGCGCGCCUUGGAAUCGCAGGGACUGAAGGUCUACUGCACCGCCGAGCGGCCGACGGUGGAGCAUCUGGUGAAGGUGCUGCUGAAUCCACAGGACAGCCGGGAGCGGCUGCUCAAGGAGCGCGAGCGGUUGGCCGCCCUCGAGAAUAACAAUUAAGAUGUGUAGUCCUA
This is a messenger RNA of Drosophila takahashii, 908 nucleotides long. RefSeq names its product Uroporphyrinogen III synthase 1 (gene Uros1). Gene Ontology annotation, biological process: uroporphyrinogen III biosynthetic process. Lineage: Eukaryota; Metazoa; Arthropoda; Insecta; Diptera; Drosophilidae. The record is from RefSeq and is a predicted model, not a curated record. Gene Ontology annotation, cellular component: cytosol. Gene Ontology annotation, molecular function: uroporphyrinogen-III synthase activity.